Messenger RNA from Danaus chrysippus (African queen), 294 nucleotides. The record is from the annotation of a GenBank genome assembly. NCBI's taxonomy places the organism in Eukaryota, Metazoa, Arthropoda, Insecta, Lepidoptera, Nymphalidae.
CUGUUGCCAACUCAAGCACCUAAAGCACCUUUACCCCUCCAGACUACUCCUCAACCAAUCAAACCAAACGUUUCACAACCUGUGAAGCCAGCACCUGCAACCGUUAAACCUGCACAAGAAGCUAAAAGUCCUAGUCAGAUCACACCAAGACCUGUUUACCCUACACCUGCUUCUAAACUGAUAACAACUCCUGGACCUGGAAGUGUUAAACAGCUGGUAACCUUCUACGACAGUCAAGGCAAAGCAAGCCCAAUACGUCCGUAUUCCUACAGCCAAGCUGUAAAGCAAGGUUAA